Musa acuminata subsp. malaccensis (wild Malaysian banana) is the source of this 809-nucleotide messenger RNA. The record is from RefSeq and is a predicted model, not a curated record. NCBI's taxonomy places the organism in Eukaryota, Viridiplantae, Streptophyta, Magnoliopsida, Zingiberales, Musaceae.
UUUCCAACCGCUCUCUUAAAUUCCACCUUACUAUCACAUUCACCGCACUAUAAAGCCGCUCCGCUUCUCCCCGCUUUCCUCCACCACUCAACGCUCAUCAGCCACCGCCCAAUUCGAUCACUCCUCUCUCUCUCUCUCUCUCUCUCUCUCUCUCUCUCACACACACACACACACACACAUACGCAUGGGGAACUGCUUGACUCACCAGUCCCGGAGGAACGCGAGCGGAUCUCCAUGUGCCGUGGCUCCUAGAGACCACGUGGCUGAUGAGCCGGAGAAGGGGCGGCCGCCACAGGCUGCUCAAGCGCCUAAGCAAAGGGAGAAGGCAACCCCUCGCCCCAAGCGCUCGGUUCGUUUCGCGGUUGACGACGGCAAAAAGGACGUCGUAAGAGUGAAGAUGAUGCUGACGAAGAAGGACGCAGCUCGGUUGCUGGCCAUGCUCGCCGGCGAAGACGAGGGCGCACUGGAGCACAUGCUCUGCGAGCUGGGAGGAGAGAAAGGGUGCAGUCGAAGCCCGGCCAGAUCCGACAGGGACUGCUGGAGACCGGCGCUCGAGAGCAUACCAGAGAACUGAUGCUGGGGAUGAGUUGUGAGGUCGAUGGAAACAUGCCACAGCGUGCGCUGUGAAGCUACAGUUCAAUUUAGGUGUCUUCGCUGGACACGUUCGUCCUUUGUAAUUAAAGGUAAUCGAUCAGAGGAUAUACAUGUAGUUCGGUAGUUGUAUGUAAACAGUAUUAACUAAUUGAUUCACAUUAUCUCUGGAAUUACUCCCUCUUUCGUGCGUAUGCGCGCGAGACGAGAGCGAAACG